GGGCAAACUGUAUCCUUUGUGGCAUCGCACUACCACUACAUAAUAUACGUACUUCUGUCCCUCUCCGCCUCCUCGCUCAACAUCCAUCUAGGGUUUGAACAAUAUGCAACCAGCAAAUUCCAUGGUUCCACAACCAAUGGCGGCGGCUCCGCCACAACAGUACCAACAGCAGCAGCCGCCACAACAGUGGAUGGCUCAGCAGCAGCAGCCGACGUCAUACCAGGUUCCGCCGCAGCAAUCCGGCUAUUAUUACCAGCAACAACAGCAGCCACAACAAACUCAGUACAACGCGGCGGCAGCGGGGUCGGCGGCUCAACCGACGAGUGCCGAUGAAGUCCGGAGCCUGUGGAUCGGAGAUCUACAGUUUUGGAUGGAUGAACAAUACAUCCAUAACUGCUUCGCUCAUACUGGAGAGGUGGUCUCUGUUAAAGUUAUCCGCAACAAGCAAACUGGACAAUCAGAGGGUUAUGGAUUUAUUGAGUUUAUUAGUCACGCGGCUGCAGAAAAGAACCUACAAGCAUAUAAUGGCACCUUGAUGCCUAAUAUUGAGCAACCCUUUAGGCUCAACUGGGCAUCUCCCGGUUCGGGCGAAAAACGUUCAGAUAAUGGUCCUGAAUACUCAAUUUUUGUUGGAGACUUGGCAGCUGAUGUAACUGAUUAUAUGCUUCAGGAGACAUUCAGGGCCAGCUACCCCUCAGUCAAGGGUGCCAAGGUUGUCACUGAUAGGGUCACUGGGCGCACAAAGGGUUAUGGGUUUGUUAAAUUCGGGGAUGAAAGUGAGCAAUUGCGUGCUAUGACUGAGAUGAAUGGGAAGUUCUGCUCCACUAGGCCAAUGCGAAUAGGUCCUGCAGCUAACAAGAAUAGUGUAGCUGGUCAGGUGCAAGCUUCUUAUCAAAGUACCAAUGGAACUCAAAAUGAGGAUGAUCCUUCUAAUACAACUAUAUUUGUUGGGAAUUUGGAUUCCGAUGUGACGGAUGACCAUCUAAGGCAGGUUUUCGGACAUUAUGGACAGCUGCUUCAUGUGAAAAUACCAGUAGGCAAACGUUGUGGUUUUGUUCAAUUUGCUGACAGAAGUUGUGCUGAGGAAGCUCUACGAGUAUUGAAUGGAACUCAGCUGGGUGGACAAAGUAUCCGCCUUUCAUGGGGUCGUAGUCCUUCCAACAAGCAGGUUGUGCAGCCUCAGGCUGACCCAAACCAGUGGAAUGGUGGUGGUUAUUAUGGUUAUACAGCUGGAUAUGAUGCUGCCGCCGCCGCCGCCUAUGGUUAUGCUCAACCUGCUCAGGAUCCAAAUCUAUAUUAUGCAGGCUAUGCUGGGUACGGAAAUUACCCUCCACAACAGCAGCAACCACAGUGAUGUGGUGAUUGAAACGAGCAAUUGAUAGCUUCCUACCACGUGCAACGGCAUAGAAAAGGGAAGCACGCGAAGUUUGCAUCAGAUAUAUUAUAAGAUCGCUACUGUAGGCUAGUCCUUGAAGAUAGUGUUUACGGUUGUGUUCAACGUCACUUAUUUUUCAUUAGUUUAUUUUUUUUCUUCUUUGAUCUUUUUGGUUUGUUAUCGCUAAUAUUUCUUUCAUGUGUCCAAUUUUGGUGCUUGGAUAUUUGUUGUUGUUGGCCAAGAUUAAUACUUCUAUGGUAUUGGCCGGUCAGGGGCUAAACGGUUAUUAUAAUCUGCUGUGAUUCAUCUUUUAAUUCAUGUUUCUAAGUAAUGGCUUUUGUUUGAC
Messenger RNA from Nicotiana attenuata, 1721 nucleotides. RefSeq names its product polyadenylate-binding protein RBP45-like. Lineage: Eukaryota; Viridiplantae; Streptophyta; Magnoliopsida; Solanales; Solanaceae. The coding region runs from base 104 to 1354 and encodes 416 amino acids. The record is from RefSeq and is a predicted model, not a curated record. Gene Ontology annotation, molecular function: mRNA binding. Gene Ontology annotation, cellular component: cytosol. The transcript is spliced from 7 exons.